This is a messenger RNA of Ostertagia ostertagi, 4041 nucleotides long. NCBI's taxonomy places the organism in Eukaryota, Metazoa, Nematoda, Chromadorea, Rhabditida, Trichostrongylidae. The record is from the annotation of a GenBank genome assembly.
AUGAAAAGCGUUCCUUCCGGUGUGCUGGCUCCGAAAAGCUUGGCGACAAAACCUGUGAAACCGUUGCAGAAGUCAGUUUUUCCGUCGACCUCUUCUUCGUCUUCUUCAAUCGGCAGUGCACCCAUGGGACCAAGUCUCAAUGCUGGAGCUCGUCCUCCAUUGGAUGAAUCGUGGCGUGACUUCUGCGAAAUGACUACAGUUGACUUCGCAACAUACGCUACAUCAAUACAAGAGGCAGUUGAACAAGGGAAGAUGAAUAAGUUGGCCCGGUUGCUCACCGCUGCAUUUCGUACCUUUAUCGAUAAGAAAUGUGACCAGAACAAGUUCAAUAUUGAGUACCAGCUGCUCACCAUUGCUGCUCUCACAAUCAAGGAAUACCACGAGAAGAUACAGCAUGUUGCUUUGCAAAAAUGUUUGUUGAAUUUGAUGUGCCGCAUGAAGCCGAUGUCACCCGAGAGACAAGGCCUGAUUUCUGCACUAGCAGUCACCUUGGCAAGUGGUCAGCCGAUAUGGGACCCCUAUUAUGUGACAGCGUACCUGCACGACUCCUUAGGGGAUCGGAAUUGGGUGUCGAAGCCGAGCUCUUCAUUUAUAGCUACUCAGAUUGUAAAAGGAUUCGGUACGAUUUAUCCAACGAAGGAAAUGUUUACUGCUUGUAAUCUCGAAAUGGACCUGGAUUUUAUUCCGGAAGGCCUUGCGCUUGCUACGGACCGCUUUCCGUCCACAACAACUAAAGAAGAAAUCGCCACAAUCGCCCUUAAUGCAUUGACGCCUUGGUGGGAGAUGCGAGCGGACACAACCCCAGCGCUUUUCUUGCGUGCAAUAGCCCCUCUCAUGGCUCUUCCAGAAGUCCGAUUCAACGUAGUAAAGCGAAUUGAUGGAUGGCUUCAACACGUGAAGCUUCAACGCUUAGCCCUGCAACUUCUGAUUCUCGUGGGCUUGAACUAUGGCAAUGCUUCCGAUUCUCCUCAAGAGAAGUCUGUCUUAGCUCGAUUACUGCAGAUGAGGAUGUUGAAGAAUAAAAAUGUAACCACUGUGUUCACAGUGGCUUUGCGUGAGAUGUUGGUUCGUAAAAGCGACUGCAAUAUGCGUACCGCUAUCAGGUUGCUUCUAGAGAAUGAGUUUGGCCAUGUGAUGUCAAGACAUCCUCACAACGUUUCGAUACUUAUCAGCAUGUUUGGAUUUGAUCGAACGAGAGCUGCGGAAGUCCUUGGAGAGGAGAUUUCCGAGAUGAUUAUGGCACGCGAAGAUUACUGCAAACCUGUGCGAUUACUGCUCCGAGAAGUGAUUCGGUUCUUCCAUCGGAACGAGUUCCCGUUUUAUACCUUGGCCAAUAGUUACCUUUCCACUAUAGUGGAUGAAGUGGCCAAGAGUGAGCAUGGUAUCUCCAAAUGGUUACAAGGAGUCCGACACAUAUUUCCAUCUGCCAGAGAAUAUCUGCAGGCCUAUCAUAAGCUGUUGUUUAUGGAGAGGCCAGAAGUGUACUGCGCCUUGGAACAAGGUCCAACUGAAGCGGAAUACAUGACCUGCUUUAAGGUUAUUUGUGAGUGCAGGCUGAAGGAAACUGUAUUGAGAAUGAUUCUCGGUGACCACAUCACAAUGCUGGACAAUCAAGAAGCAAUACGUCUCAUUGAAGGUUUGACAAAGAGAGCUGUAGAAAAUCGUGUGGCGGCAGGAAAGGUUGGCGACGAAAUGGAGAAGAUUUAUAGCACUUACCCACAACUGCGUUUGUUUAUUCACAUGGUUCUCGUUAAGUCUUUUCGUUUUCCGUUAGAAUUUGAAGGAAAAACACCGGAGGAAUGGGAAACUGUAGAGACAGAGACCGCCGAACGGGGAGAAAGAGAAUCUCUGCUAAUAAUAAGCACUGCCGUUUUGGUUAUGGAAUCUUUCUUUUCAAAAUGCAGCAUUGACGAAGAAAAUUCGAAGUUGUUGGGGACGGUCUGCUUCAAUCAACCACGAGGGCUGCCACGACGGCCACCUGAACCGGUCAUCCGAAAGCUAGAGGUUCUAGCAGUGGACUGUGGCAUGGCUUCGAGACUAUGUGAAUGUAGGCAGCCUGAUAUGGUUGACCAGCUUAUUCGUAAUGUUGGUCCAUCGAAGGCCAUGCCAGGCAAUACAACUAUAACAACUGUUGGUAUUUUCAAGGAACUUUUUGCAACCAAUUCGUCUGCUAUUGAAGCGAUGCCAGCAUCAACUUUAUGUCAGUACCUUCACUACGAUCUGCAGCGGCGAAAAGUAGCCAAAGUGGACGAAGGAAGCGCAGUUCACACGAUAGUGACGCGUGUACGGGCAGCUUUUGCCAAUGCUUCCGUGCAGGAUGACUGUGUGAGCGCCGUUCAGUUCCUCCUCGACAAACGAACGGCUUUUAACGUCCGCGAGCGCCUUGGUGCUAAGCUUGUGUUGACUGUUUUAUUUACGGAUCCGAACGAAACUAUGGAUUUGGACCAAACUGUCGAAGGUGUAUGGAUGCGCGGCUUACAAACGUCGCCCUUCUAUUCGAGAAUAGCGUCAUCAAUGGUUACGCAGCUGGCUCGUGCGGCACUUGAUUCAGAAGGCGUGCAACUGGAUCUCUUGCUUUCAGCUAUAAAAUCUCAAAUGGACAAGGAGAACAUGCACCAGUUAUCAAUUCUUCUCGCUGUUUUGGUGGAAAACUUUGGCAAGGCGUCUCCGGCGAAGGCCGAGCCCUUGCUGGAUGUGUAUCUACGUAGAUGCGCACAGUACAUAUGUUGGUUUACAUACAUCCGAGUUAAGGUUUGGUUGCCUGAAAAUGCUCCGAUGCCGAAAGUGAUGUGUGACGGCGAGGAGGUGGAUUUACUGACGUCCAAACUGCGAGCGUUCAUGCUGCAGUUUGACCAUGGGAAAAUCGUGAAGAUCGCUAUGCAGAAUUUGGACCCAACACUGGCCCUAAAAGUGGCUUGUGAGAUGAGCGCUAUGAGACCGGAGCAUGCCUCACAGCUUUUAAAAAUCGCUUGCGAGACAGGCACACUCACUCGAUCGGAUCUCAUGUCGUUGGAUAAAACAGCCAGAGUGAUGCUGAAUAUUCACAGCAUCAAUGGUAUCCAUCAUGCUCAACAAGUACUGAAUCUGCUUGACGAGAUUCAGAAGACUGGCGAAGAGAAAAUGGAAGUGAACACCUUCUAUCAAAUUUCGCCAAGAAAAGCUACCGAGAUCAUCGAGCCGCCGCCCGCAAAGCCAAUGACGCGUGCAGAAAUGGUUCAGCAUUUGAAGGCAGCUACGGUAACUACCCUAGAGCUACGGUCUCUAUCAACAGUGUCAUUUCGGAUUGUGCAAAGUUCUUAUCCUAGGUACCUAAUGCGCCCUUUGUUCUUGGCUUGGAAUAUUUGGCGCGAUACGCAACGAGCUGAAGAUGUCGCCAUGGCAGUAGUGGAGCAUCUCGAAGGAAAUUUGAAGUUCUUCCUUGGCGACCGUGAAGCAUUCAAUUUGAUCUUCGCAGUGCUGGGGCCAUGCGCGAAGAAGGUAGUUCACUCAGGAGCUGACCGAAGAAGAAAUUCUCGAAGCGCUCCACUCGAAAGUAAUUCCUGUAGGCCGCUUCUAAAUAAAUUCUUGCAACGGCGCGUGGAGAUUUUCAAGAGAAGUGCAACUCCAGCGGAAUUCGACGCACAGAUGAUGGCCAUAUUUGGCGAUUCUGGCAUAGAAGAAUUGGUAGCACAGAUGCCUCUUCGAAGUCCGUUAAAGACAAUUGAGACAGUGUUCCUCAGAUUACUGUCAUCUUUCAAUACAAAGUUGGCCGGGUGGAUCCACUCAAUCGCGGACUUAGUGGGUGCUGUAGCGAAAUCGGACGUAGUGGGUGCAGUACGAACUCUAGCACAACUAGUGGAGACUUAUCCAAAAGUAAUGAUUAGGAAUUUCGGCACCAUGGCGCAACAGAUUCCGCUGCUAACAAGGAUGCCGGCCGCUUUGCGAAAGGCAAAGGAAGUGUUCAACGAUCGAUCAGAUGUGAUCAAUGCGCUCCUACAGAAACUUCCUCCGGGAAAUUUAAAUGCGCAAAUGAUGCAAGAGCUGUUACCGCAGAGCUGUUAA